Rotaria sp. Silwood2 is the source of this 2153-nucleotide messenger RNA. The record is from the annotation of a GenBank genome assembly. NCBI's taxonomy places the organism in Eukaryota, Metazoa, Rotifera, Eurotatoria, Philodinida, Philodinidae.
GUUGUUCACCGUGUGUGGGGGGGCGCGGGGGGGGGGGGGGAGCCCUUAAUAUCCAUAUAACAUAUAAAAAUCAUGUCUAGGGGAAAGCUCACUAUUUUGAUACAUAGAUAUUUUAAUUUGAUAAAGUCACGUCGCUAACGAAUGAGUUUGCUCAUAUACCUGCAAUAAAAUACUUUUCUAGUGUAUUUUAUCUCCCAAAAAAAGUUCACUCAUUAAUAAUUAAUCAACUAUUUCAAGCAAAUUUUUGCACUUUAUAAUGAACAAUACUUAUUUUUUCCUUGGUUCCACUGUUCUACUAAAAUUAAUUUUGAUAAGAUUUCAUAAAAAUCUAUGAAUUUAACAAUAUGAAUUUUAGCAAGAAGUUCUAAUUCAUAUGUGACAUAUGUCAAAGAGAUGUGUACUUUUUUAUGGUUAUUUUUGUAUUAGUAUAAGUUUUUCAACGAUUAUUUAUAUCGAACAAUUUUUGUAAAUCUCUUCUAUUGCUAGAAGGAAUUUACUCUACAUUUCCUAUUUUUCAAUGACUAUAAUUCAACUUACAGAAGUGUUGAACAAUGAUUGAUAAUGUGAAGAUCAACACGAGACAGAAGACACUAAAAAAAAAAAACAUGAACUGAUUGAUCUAUAACUGAGAUAACAUCUGUAACAGUUCAAAUAAUGAUUAUUAUUAUAUUAGUUCCUCGAACUGUCUGCCUAUACAAUAUUCUAGUGCUAAGUUUUUCUGAAUAAUUAUUCAUUUAAUUUUAAAAUUUAUAGUAAAUAUAUGAGUCAUUUCAAGUAAAACGAUCUUUCAUUUGACUUAAAUUCUUAACAAAAAUUAGUUUCCUGAAUCUCGAACUAUAUAAGAAAAAAAAAGAAUGAUUUUCUAGAAAUCCGGAAAUUCAAAUUUUUGUCUUAAAAAUUCUGAAGAAGUAUUUCGUGUAACUUAACAAAUGAUUUUGUUUAUAUGUUCAUCGGAGAUCAUGAGUUUGAAAUGAACAUCUUUAUUGUUUUUUUUUUGCUUUAUUAUAUUAUUCAAUCUUAUAAGAAUAUUAAAAAAAAUCAGUAUUUCAAUUUUACAAUAGAAUUUCUAAAUCGAUCUUUUUGUCAAAUCAUGUCAAUCAACUUUAUACUUUGAGCCGGAUAAAAAAAGAACGCAUAUAUCUAUAUAACCAAAGUAUAUAAUAUCCAUACAUACAUCCGUUAUAGACACUCUGUCUAUUAUUUUUGUUUUGUCUAUCGACAUUUCCCUAUAAUGCCAUUGCUAAUAAGCCAAAAAACAACAACAAUAGCAUUCUGUAAUGUUAUUUUAUUUUUAGACAAUUCAACAUAAAUAUCAAAUUGACACAAUAAAUUCCUAUUUGAUUAAACCAGUUCAACGUAUAACUAAAUAUGAAUUAUUACUUCAACGUUUAAUGUCAUGUUGUGAAGAAUCCAAAGGUGAAGUUAAAGAAGGUUAUGAUCUUAUGUGUAGUGUACCAAAAAAAGCAAAUGAUGCUAUGCAUCUUAGUUAUCUUGAAGAACUUGAAACUGGUUUAACAAAAGAAGCAUUAGGUGAUGUACUUCUUCAAAAUACAUUUCAAAUAUGGGAUUCAAAACAAAUAAUAAAAAAAGGAAAAGAACGACAUGUUUUUCUAUUUGAAACAAGUAUUGUUAUUGCUAAAAUUCUUAAACCAGUUACACGUGGAGCUGUUCGAUAUAUUUAUAAAUAUAAAUUAAUGACUGCUGAAAUCUUUGAUGUUAAAGAACAUUUAGAAGCAGGUGAACCAUGUAAAUUUGCAUUAUAUACAGGUCGUCCUAUGUCAUCCCAUACAGCUGAUCUUCGAGUAACACUUAAAGCAAAUGAUCUAAGUACAAAACAACAAUGGGUUAUUCGUAUACGAGAACUCAUUCAAGAGAAUGAUCUUUAUCAUGAUUUAUCAAUGCAUGAAACUAAUACUAAACAAACAUCGAUACAAAAUAAAAUUUCACAGCUUAUUAAUAAUAACCAGUCAGAUAGACGAUCACAAGAAAUAGCUGAUAAUGUAUCCGAUGAAUUUGAACAUAUAAGUCGUGGUGGAUCAUUAUCAAGUAUGACAACUGGUUCAAUUUCAAGUAGUGGUCAAUAUCAUCAAAUUCAACAGGUACAGAAAUUAUUAAAACUAGAAAAAAAAAAGAAAAGAACGCAAUCCUAUUGA